UGUGCAGUACAUACACAAGGGGGCUUGGCUCCCGGCGUAACCCGAUCCACGCAGCUCGCCCUUUAAAGGAAUAAGGGAUGAUCCCGGUGAAUGGGGAUCAGCGGCGCGGCGUCAACGUUGUCUGAACUGUGCAUGUUAGGGAAAAUAGCAAGAAAGGGAUAGGAAAGAAUGGGUUCUUAAAAGAGAGCAUUGGGGAAGUACUGCGGAAAGGAGAGCAAGUGUGUAGCACAACGAUCCGAGCGCCGUGAUGUGAAUUGCGGAGAGAAGGUGUCGGUGUGAAAGCGAGAGGUCCAGGAAAACGCGGAGAAAUUCACAAGGGCCGUGAGCGCGUGCGCGUUUGGAAGGCGGGGUUUCCAUGGCGGACGUUGUGGAGAGCUCCGGGACCGGAACGCUGGGGCUGGAGGCCAUGGACUGGCAGAAGCGCUGCGUCGCCCUGGAGAUGCAGCUGCUGCGGUUCCGUCUGCAGGCCGGGAAGAUCCGGGAGCUCCUGGCGGAAAAGAUGCAGGAGCUGGAGCAGAGGGUGACGGAAGCUGACCAGCGGGCGGAGAACGCUGAAAAGCAGGUACAUGUGAUGGAAGCGAAGCUGAAAUCGGCCAACCUACAGCCCAGCGAAUCAGAAAACUCGUUGUACAGAAGGUAUCAAGAACUGACAAAUCAGGUGCAAGAAAAGGACAUGGUGAUAAAGAGGCUGGAACUCCAGCUGGAGAAGCAGAACUUGGUUCGAGCUCAGGAGGCAAAGAUCAUAGAAGAAAAGGCAGCCAAGAUUAAAGAAUGGGUCACCUUCAAGUUCAAAGAGAUGGAGAUGGAGAACCACCAAUUGAAGAUGGCUAACACCAAGCAGGCAGAACAGAUUCUGGCACUCAAAGACAAACUUCAAACUCUGUUGGAGUGCCCCAUGUCUUCUGGAACGCCAGCGUCUCCGCCUGCGGACUCUCACCUGGUUCCCUGCAGCCCCCUGUACCCCCCGAGCAGCCCUGGGUCCCCCACUGCCCCGGAGGAGAGCUGGAGGCAGCCUGGUUCCUGCCAGACCCCUUCAUUCACAGUCAACAGCCCAGAGGUGAAGAAGAAGUUUUUGGAGAACCCCGGCUGUGGGUCCCACGGGGUCUUCCUGACCUCCUCCUUGAUGAGAUCUCCAUGCCAUGACAGAGGUGACCCCCUCUCCCUGGGCUGCGGCUGGGACGGGCCCACACAGGACAGGGAGGACCCGGGGGCCAUGGUGGUGGUGCCAGAGGCCCAUGUCCCUGGCCGGGGCCGGGAGGGAGUCCCAGGAUUUAGGGGGAGUGAGGGGGCCUGUGAAACAGCAGAGGGCCUCUCCCCCAAUAGGUCGCACCCUGAGAUGGGCCGGGGCAGGCAGGAGGCAGGGUUUGUGUCGGGGGCGUCGCCAGGCUCGGAGCGGGACCACUCCUCCGACGAGCUCAACAGCAAGUUCCGGUCCCAGCGGCUGCACUCCUCCUCCUCGUCCAGCGAGGCCGCCCCUCCCAGCCCCCCGGGAACGCCCGCCCUGGCGCCCAAAACCCCGCCCCCGUCCCCGUUCUCCGCCUCCCUCCCGCUGGUGCCCCUGGCCUUCCCCUCCGGCAGCAGCAUGACCCUGCCCAAGGUGCGCACCCCGCUCACGCCCCGCGACAGCAUCCAGCUGGUGAAGAAGCACCACAGCCAGCCGCAGCCCGGGUUUGAGAAGCUGCACCAGGUCAACGUCAGCAUCGACAUCGCCUCCCCAGACCUCCUCCGCCCCUGCCACGCCCCGCCUGCCCCCGCCCCCGGACCCGGACCCGGACCCGGACCCGCACCCCAGCAGGUGGAGGAGACGGACAUCGACGAGAUGCCCGACACCAUGGAGGUGGUGGAGGGGACGGAGGUGGGCGGAGCCUCCCGCGACCCAGUCUCCCUCAUUGGCCUGCCGGAGGAGCUGGAGUUCCUGGACCCUGACAUCCUGAAACCGCCCACCCCUCCCCUGCACCGCUUCCCUUCGUGGGAAAGCCGAAUAUACGCGGUGGCCAAGUCCGGGAUGAGGGUGUCGGAGGCGGCCCCUGGAACCUGGUCCCCGAGUCGAGGCUCUAGCUUACCUUGCUACCCAGCUACUGGCCCGUUCACACAUCUGAUCUACAAGAACGUCAGUGUGCCAGUCUACGCAACACUCAAAGGGAAAGCCACCCAGAUCAGCACCGUGCCCCUCCCUGAUGAAGACUCCGGCUCUGAAGAUGACAGCGGCUCGCUUGCCAGCCUGCGCACCUCCACCCUGGGCCCGGAGGGCAAGAAGGGCAGCACCCCCGGGAGCCCCCGUGCUGUCAAGAGAGUGUGGUUUUUUUGUUGUUGUCAGGAGCCUCUGGAGAAGUCGGGGUACCUGCUGAAGAUGGGGUGCCAGGUGAAGGCCUGGAAACGGCGCUGGUUCAUCCUGAGGAAUGGCGAGAUCCUCUACUACAAAUCCCCCAGUGAUGUCAUCAGGAAGCCCCAGGGGCAGAUAGAGCUCAACUCGUCGUGCCGGAUCGUGCGCGGGGAAGGGGCGCAGACCUUCCAGCUCAUCACGGAGAAGAAAACCUUCUACCUGACAGCGGACUCUCCCAACAUUCUCGAAGAGUGGAUCAGGGUCCUGCAGGGCGUGCUCAAGGUCCAGGCCAGCACCCCCAUCGCCAUGGAGACCGGAGCCAAACCCACAGUGCGAGGCUGGCUGACUAAGGUCAAACACGGGCACUCAAAGCUGGUGUGGUGCUCGCUCAUUGGCAAGGCGUUCUACUACUACCGUAACCAGGACGACAAGUUUCCGCUGGGGCAGCUGCGCAUGCGGGAGGCCGGGGUGGAGGAAGUGGACCGGUCAUGUGACUCAGACGAGGACUACGAGGCCGGUGGGCGGGGCUUCCUCUCCUCGCACUACACUCUGCUGGUGCACCCGAAAGAGCAGAGCCCCACGUAUUUGCUCAUUGGGACCAAGCAGGAGAAGGAUGCCUGGCUGUACCAUCUGACAGUUGCAGCGGGCAGCAGUGCCAGCCUGAAGGUGGGCACGGAGUACGAGCAGCUCAUCGGUAAACUGCUGGACGUGGAUGGAGACCCAGACUCCGUGCUGUGGAAGAGCGCCCCCUUGUGUUUCAGCAAGGAAGGGCUGCGUUCGCCCCUCACCACCCUGCCCUCCGAGGCACUGCAGACAGAGGCCCUGAAGCUCUUCAAGUCAUGUCAACUGUUCAUCAAUGUGCUUGUGGAGUCACCUUCUAUCGACUACCACAUGUCCCUGGCCCAGAAUGCCCUGCAAGUGUGCCUGACGCAUCCAGAGCUGCAGAACGAGAUGUACUGCCAGCUGAUCAAACAGACCAACUGCCGCACACCACACAAUUACUCCCUCACACAGGGGUGGCAACUGCUCUCAGUGUGCGUGGCCCUCUUCCUUCCCCAGCACCACUUCCUGUGGUACCUGAGGGAGUACCUGCAGCGACACGCCGACCCCAGGACGGAGGUGGGGAAGUACGCGGUGUACUGCCAGAGGUCGGUGGAGCGGACGCUGCAGAAUGGCGAGAGGGAGGCCAAGCCGUCCCGCAUGGAGAUCCUGUCCAUCCUGCUGAGGAACCCCUACCACCACUCCCUGCCCUUCAGCAUCCCGGUGCACUUCAUGAACAACACCUACCAGGUGGUGGGCUUUGAUGGAUCCACCACGGUGGAGGAGUUCCUGAACACGCUGAACCAGAAGGCCGGGAUGAGGAAGCCUCUGGUCUCCGGCUUCGCCCUCUUCACAGACGACCCGUCCGGGAAGGACCUGGAGCACUGUCUGCAGCCCACUGUCAAGAUCUGCGAUGUCAUCUCAAAGUGGGAGCAGGCUCUGAAGGAAUUGCACCCUGGGAAAUAUGAGGGAACCCGCAUCGUCCGCCUAACCUACAAGAGCAGACUGUGCUUCCGAGCCCAGGCGAAGGGUGAGACUGAGCGUGAGCGCCUCUUGCUGGCCUACCAGGUGAAUGACGAAGUCCUGAAAGGUCACUUCCCCGUCAACAAGGAGCUGGCACUGGAGGUGGCUGCUCUCAUGGCUCAGGUGGAAUAUGGCGACCUGGACCGCCCCGCCUCCUGCAGCCCCAGCAGCUCCUUCCCACCAAAAGUCCAGCAGAUGCUGCUGCAGGUCCUGGAGCGCUUUUACCCCAAACGCUACAAACAGGACUGCAGCCUGGAGCAGCUCAGAGACCUGAUGGAGCGCCUGGCCACCAAAUGGACGGUCCUGCGGGGGUGCAGCGUGCCAGAGUGCGUGCGCAUCUACCUGACCGUCGCCCGAAAGUGGCCCCUGUUUGGAGCCAAGCUCUUCAGCGCCAAGCCAGUCCCACCAUGUGCGAUGGAGGACCAUCCCCAGCUGUGGCUGGCAGUCAAUGAGGAUGGACUGAGUGUGCUGGAGUUCAACACAAUGCACCUGCUGGUGACGUACUCCUACCAGUCGGUGAUAACCUUUGGUGGUUGUCGUGACGACUUCAUGGUGGUGGUGAGCCAAAUGAGGGACCAGGGUUUGGGGAAGAGGACCGUGGACAAGCUGGUCUUUUCCAUGGCCAAGCCCAAGAUUCUGGAACUGACCCUCCUGAUGGCCAGCUACAUCAACUACUGGGCCUCCACGUUAUCGCCCUGUGGCCCACAGCCCUCUGGCCCCUGCGCUCCGCUAAGGGCCAUGGGGGACAGGAAGUUGUGGGACAUAGACAGCCGACACUUCCCUUCCAUGACACGCACCACCAAGGGCCCCACGCUACUGUGAUGAAACAUGGAAAAAAAAAACCCCCAAAGCAUCAUGGGAACCAGAACACAAGAGAAAGCAAUCCCAAGAAAGCAUCACAGCAGCAGCAGCAGCAGCAGCAGCAGCUCAAACCUGAAAAUCACCAUGGAGACCACAACAUAACAGGAAGUCAUCCAAGAGCAUCACUUCAGUUUCUACACCCUACUCUGGUGCACUUGCCCUUACCAUGCGUUUAAUACCACCUACUGGUGAACUACCUGCAAAGCCAUCUCCCUGCUGUGAGUCUAGGUGUGUUUCACCACAGAGGAAGCACUCUAUAAAGGGGGAGAUUUAGAAUUUUUGGUCUUAGAGACCAUUGGUAUAUGGGUGGAAAAAGCUGAGUAAAAAAUCUUUGAUGCUCAUCUUAUGGAUGUCACGGUCUCUGCAUAUAAAUUGCUUUUUUUCUAUUUCCAUGACGAAAGAGCGAUCCUCACUCUUUCUGCUCAAACAUGCAAAUGGAGUAAUGCGUAUUCUAGGACUUACAGAGUUGACAUUGUGGUCUGGAACUCUGUGUAGAAAGAUAAAAUGAAUUUUAUUUUGAAGCCAGAAUGAGGACUGGUCUAACUGGCUCAGCCGCUGGUCGAUCUCUACUUUGUAAGGAGAUAAUCAGGUUCUAAUCCUGGAACUCUGGCCUUGACUUCUCUUCAAUGUGCAUCCAUGCCAGAUUGGCUUUUUUUUUUUAACAGGAAAGGAAUGCAAUAAAAAAAGGGAAGAUGAUUUUGUUUGCUCCAGUCCCUUAUAUGGAGACCGUGUGCAUUAGAUUUUCCUUAAAAAGACGAGGCUGUGCUAGGGAAUCUAGUCAGUCCAUAAGCGCUGUAACAGACAUUAUCUUAAUUCGACAGCAUGUGUCAUAUUUCGCAUGUUUCUGAACUGGCUAUGAACUCGGCCAAGCCUGAAGCCACUUUAAGUCUUUUCAUUUUGUUUUGUCAUUUUGACUCCUUAACUUUAUAUAAGCUGUGGGUUCUUUAAGAACUGUACGAGAAAUGUUUAUUUUCCGGUGUGCAUCUGUGAGAUUUAUGUGUGAAAUGUCAGAGGUAUUGAGUUUGCUAACACAGUAAAGAAUUGCUGUGUCGGGCAAGUAUUGUGGGAUAUCAACCUUUCAUAUGUCUGUUGUAUCUCUGGAGUAUGAGUGAAUCAUCCAUGUAGUUUUUACUAUUUUAAGUGUGAAAACCCUGCUAAUGUUGUCAUUUUAAAGAUUGAACCCUGAUGUUGGCAUGGACAUAGAUCCUGGGGGAAAUGGGGACACACGUCCCCCCAACUUUGGUACUGUUAGUGUCUCUCCCCCUCCCCCCCCCCCAAAAAACAACAAAAUCUGAAAGAAAAUGUCCUGUUUUCUGUUUGUUGUCCCCCUAGCCCCCCCCCUCCCCACCCCCGCUUGAAAUGAGAUUUACAUCUUUGUAAGUUUUGGUUUACCCAGUUAACUGCAAUUGUCAUCUUUUAGAUGAUAAGAAAAUAAUCACAUGUAUUUGGACAAGGCCUGUGACCCCCCCCCUCCCCUCCCAGGUGCUGUGCAAUGUUUAACACAACCUUUGCCCAGACCUCUCAAAGUUUGUAAAAUGGGAAGUGUGGUUGACUGCAAAAUUGUGGCGACAGCCUUUGAGCUUUUUAAAGCAAAUAUUCAUACACAGCAGUUGUUAUUCUUAGUGUAGUAAUAUUAUGAGGUUUAGUUGUCAUCCACAGUAUUGCUCUCAUAUUAGCAUAUUAGCUCAUAUGGGCAUCUUGUCUCACCAAAUGAAUACAGUGAAGGGUUAAAACUGACCAAACAUAAUUUGAUUCAAAUCAAGUUACCCACGUUUUCAUCCUACAGUAUUUUGUCAAAAUUACAGAACGCUACUAUUGUGCAUGGAUGUUGUUCUAUCCAACUAAUGGUUCAGCUGGUAGCAGUAAAUGUUCCAAUAUGGAACAAAGAUGUUUAGACUUGACCUUCAACACUUGAGAUAAGAGAUUAAGUUUUUUUUUUUUUUUUUUAGGUAGAAGACCAAGUCUGUGUUCUUAUUUCAUGUGCUAUUUGUCUUUAUUCUUGUUAUUUUUUUCUCUGAAUAAUUUCUAGGAUUAAUGUUAUCUGUGUUUUGUUUUCUAUUUCACUGAGAAGUCUGCUUUUCAGGGGUGGACACAUAUACUGCAGAGAGGACACAGCCCGAGUGAUGGCUAUGGAGGUACCUAUUAGAGCAAGCGUGUCAAACUCCAGUCCUGGUGGGCUGUAGUGUCUGUGGGUUUAACUUCAGUCCUGGAGGGCCACAGUGUCUGCGGGUUUAACUCCAGUCCUGGAGGGCCGCAGUGUCUGCUGGUUUAACUCCAGUCCUGGAGGGCUGCAGUGUCUGCUGGUUUAACUCCAGUCCUGGAGGGCUGCAGUGUCUGCAGGUUUGACUCCAGUCCUGGAGGGCCACAGUGUCUGAAGGUUUAACUCCAGUCCUGGAGGGCCGCAGUGUCUGCUGGUUUAACUCCAGUCCUGGAGGGCCACAGUGUCUGCGGGUUUAACUCCAGUCCUGGGGGGCCGCAGUGUCUGCAGGUUUUUGUGGCUUCCUGUCAACUGGCAACCAAUUUAGGCCCCGGAUAGCCAUGAGUGUGAGUGACUCUUCAGCCAGUCUGUAACUUUAAAAUGAAUCACUGAAACACACUGAAAGCCUAAUAGACACUAUGCCCCCCCCAAGACUGCAGUUUGACACCCCUGCAUUAGUAACGUGGAGGAAAAGACCAGCGCUUGAAGGCGGGUUGAAGUGGACCCCCCCUUGCUAAUGCUUCACUGACAGGUUUGCUCUGUGGGAAACAGAGACAGACCGAAACUGUCUUAAUGCUAGUACACUUGAAUAUUGUUUUCUUUAUUUUGGAUCAAACCACUUUGUCAGUUUAGCUCUAUUUAUUUGCUUUUGGCUGUUUUGGGGGAAAACAUGUUUGUAGUAAGCGAGCGAAUUAUGUUAAGCAAGUUGGUCAGCCUUUUAAAUUUCCUUAAAACCUAAUCUUGAGUGGCUGAAGUUGUUUAAUGUAGCAGAAGGAAUUAAUGAACUGUACUUGACACGUGUGCUGUAUAAGGUAAAGAAAAGAACAAAAUAUGUCAGUGUGUUGGACUCUGUAGGCCUUUGUGCAUUAAGAGCAAAAAAAAAAUGUGUUGAAAAUAAAUUUGAAACUUUUUA
This is a messenger RNA of Anguilla rostrata (American eel), 7857 nucleotides long. It is a transcript of the gene plekhh1, whose product is annotated as pleckstrin homology domain containing, family H (with MyTH4 domain) member 1. The coding region runs from base 356 to 4708 and encodes 1450 amino acids. Lineage: Eukaryota; Metazoa; Chordata; Actinopteri; Anguilliformes; Anguillidae. The transcript is spliced from 29 exons. The record is from RefSeq and is a predicted model, not a curated record. Gene Ontology annotation, cellular component: cytoskeleton.